UUUCAUUUGAUUGUUAGAGUUUGAAACAUUAGUACGCGUAUCAACUAUGGAUCAAUUUGUUAUUAAGAAAUCGAAACCUAAAGAUUCUACCAUAGAAAAUUCUUUAGCACAUAAAAAUGAUCUAAAUAUUAAGACUCCUGAAACCUGUAUACCUUCUUCAUCUUUUACUUCAGUUGAUAUAAGAAUUAAUGACAUAAUAUAUUUUGUUAACCGUGUGUUAUCACAUAGUGAAAUUCAUACAGUUAUAAAUAAUAUAUGGACACCAGAUAUAACGUUUAAGUUUCCCAUACAUAAAAACUUCGAUAAAAAUAAAAAAGGGCAAACGAGCAAAUUUCAAUUUAAUUGGUUAUUAAGAUGGCGAUGGUUAGCAUACUCUGAAAAAGAAGACGGUGCAUUUUGUAAACUUUGUGUUGCUUUUUCCAAAUCUGAAGGUGGAAUAAAUGGCCAGAAACUUGGUGCUUUGGUUAUAAAUAAAUUUGAUAAUUGGAAACACGCUAUAGAAACAUUUACUAAACAUGAUAAACUAAAUUAUCAUAUUAAAAGUGUAAUAGAUACCGAUAAUUUUUCAAAAACGAGGAAUAAUCCAAGCAUAUCCAUUGAAAAUCAAUUAGAUACAGCACGUAGUAAACAAGUAAAUGAAAACAGAAUAAAUAUUUUACCUAUAAUUGAAGUUAUUAUUUUUUGUGGUCGUCAAGAGCUUGCAAUACGAGGACAUUGAGAUUUUGGUAAAAUUAAUGUAGAUACAAUACAAACUUCAAAUGAAGGAAAUUUUAGGGAACUAUUGCGGUAUAGAGCUCGUGGUGAUCUAAAGUUCAAAACAUUUUUUGAAGGUCCAGGUGAACGAAAUAAAUAUAUUAGUCCUACUAGCCAAAAUGCUAUUAUUGAUUGUUGCAACACGGUAAUACUUAAUAAAAUUGUAGCUAAAAUAAAUAAAGCAAAAUGUUUCACUGUCCUCGUUGAUGAAACUGCCGAUGUAUCUGGUAUAGAGCAAGUGUCUUUAUGUGCUAAAUAUGUUGAUGUAGAUGAAUUAGUUGUCAGAAAAGAUUUUUUGCAGUUUGUUCCCACAAACGAUUUAACUGGCAGAGGCUUAGCAACCGUAAUUAUUGAAAAUUUGAAGGCGUUCGGGAUAGAACUUAAGUAUUUACGUGGACAGGGGUACGAUGGGGCUGCAGCUAUGUCUGGACAAUUUAAUGGUGUUAGAUCACAUAUUUCUCAAUUAUAUCCGAUGGCAACUCAUGUACACUGUACAGCACACACCUUAAACUUAGCAGUAUCUAAAUCCUGUACAAUACAACCAAUUAGAAACUGCUUGGGUACGAUUGGAAAAACAUGUGAUUUCUUUGUAUACCCCAAACGAAAAAAUAUACUUUCACAAGCAAUCGAAGAUUUUAAUGGAACAAUUAAUGCAAAAACAUUAAAACGCAACUGUGCUAUAAGAUGGAUCGAACGUUUUCAUUCAGUUCAUGGUUUUAUCGAACUUUUAGAAUGUGUCAUUGAUUCCUUAGACACAAUUAUUAGUUGGUCCGAUGGUGAUACCUCAAGUCAAGCAAAUAAUUUAAAAAAUUCAAUUUUACAAGGAGAGUUUAUCAUAUCACUUUUGGUUUUAUCUAAAAUAUUUGCCAUUGGAUUGCCACUGUCUAAACAAUUCCAAAGCGUUGCUAUUGAUUUAAGAGAAGCUAUGGUUUUAGCUAAUGCGACACUGUCUGAAUUAAAAACAAUUCGAUGUAACGUUGAUGAAUAUUUUCAUGAUAUCUACACAAAAGCAUCUGCUCUAGCUCAGGAGUUGUGUUUUUCAAUAACAUUACCUCGAAUUGCAUGUAAACAAAAAAACAGAGAUAACUAUUCAGUGAAUACACCUGAAGAAUAUUUUAAAAUAACAAUAUUCAUACCCUAUUUAGACUUGUUUAUUAACGAAAUUGAAUCAAGAUUUAUUGAACAUCAGAAAAUAUUAAAAGGAUUUCAAAACUUAUUUCUAAAAACGACAGAAAUGUCAACACUUGAAAAAGAUGAAUUUAUUAGUUUGAUAGAUUUUUAUAAUCAUGAUUUGGCAGAUAACAAUAAAGAUAUUUUGAUAUCUGAGUUAAAACUUUGGCAACGUAAAAUACUUCCAUUAGAUAAACAAUCUACAAAUGCUAUGGAUGCUUUAAUUAUCUGCAAUGACAUGUAUCCAAAUAUAUACAAAUUACUACAAAUAUUAGCAACACUAUCUGUUUCAACAGCUUCAUCCGAAAGGUCUUUUUCGUCAUUGCAGAGAAUUAAAACGUACCUAAGGAAUACAAUGUCAGAGAAAAGAUUAAAUGGAUUGGCAAUGCUGUCCAUUCAUCGUUCAAUAUCAGUGGAUGCAAAGGAAGUGUUGGACGAAUUAUCUACAAACAAACGACGGGUGGAUUUUAUUUUAUGAAUUUCCUAUUAUAAUAAAAAUAAAAAUAAAAAAUAAAAAUAAAAAUAACGUUUAGUUUAACUAAUAACUUGUAAAUGUGA
Molecule: messenger RNA, 2481 nt
Organism: Sipha flava (yellow sugarcane aphid)
Lineage: Eukaryota; Metazoa; Arthropoda; Insecta; Hemiptera; Aphididae
Product: 52 kDa repressor of the inhibitor of the protein kinase-like
Exons: 3
Coding region: 1175-2401 (408 amino acids)
Molecular function (GO): protein dimerization activity
Source: RefSeq, a predicted model, not a curated record